Messenger RNA from Stereum hirsutum FP-91666 SS1, 990 nucleotides. Its product is annotated as thiamine diphosphate-binding protein. Lineage: Eukaryota; Fungi; Basidiomycota; Agaricomycetes; Russulales; Stereaceae. The transcript has 6 exons. Gene Ontology annotation, molecular function: pyruvate dehydrogenase (acetyl-transferring) activity. The record is from RefSeq and is a predicted model, not a curated record. The coding region runs from base 1 to 990 and encodes 329 amino acids. Gene Ontology annotation, biological process: pyruvate decarboxylation to acetyl-CoA.
AUGACCGUCCGAGACGCUCUUAAUACUGCUAUGGAGGAGGAGAUGAUCAGGGACGACAAGGUUUUCAUUCUCGGUGAAGAGGUUGCCCGCUACAACGGCGCGUACAAGGUCACGAAAGGCCUGCUCGACAAGUUCGGUGAGAAGAGGGUGGUUGAUACGCCCAUUACCGAGAUGGGUUUCGCGGGUAUUGCAGUUGGCGCCGCACUCUCUGGUCUCCGUCCCAUAUGCGAGUUCAUGACGUUCAACUUCGCCAUGCAGGCCAUUGACCAGAUCGUGAACUCGGCCGGAAAGACAUACUACAUGUCCGGCGGGAACGUCCCCUGCCCUGUCGUCUUCCGUGGUCCGAACGGUGCCGCCGCUGGUGUCGGCGCUCAGCACUCGCAGGACUACGCGUCGUGGUAUGGUCAGAUUCCCGGUUUGAAAGUCGUCAGCCCGUGGAGUGCGGAGGAUUGUAAAGGUCUGCUCAAGACCGCCAUUCGUGAUCCUAAUCCCGUCGUGUUCCUGGAGAACGAGAUGCUCUACGGUGUUUCGUUCCCCAUGUCUGCCGAGGCCAUGUCCGACGAGUUCCUCCUCCCCAUCGGCAAAGCCAAAGUCGAGCGUGAAGGUUCCGACGUCACCCUCGUCGCGCACAGCAAGAUGGUCACGCACUGUCUCGAGGCUGCCGACAUUCUCGCUAAGGAGGGCAUCAAGGCCGAGGUCAUCAACCUCCGUUCUAUCCGCCCACUUGACAUCGACACCAUCAAGGCUUCCGUUAAGAAGACCAACCGUCUCGUCACCGUCGAGGGUGGAUUCCCCGCUUUCGGUGUCGGUUCUGAGAUUUGCGCUCAGAUCGUUGAGAGCGAGGCUUUCGACUACCUGGAUGCCCCAGUCGAGCGUGUCACCGGUGCCGAUAUCCCCACACCCUACGCCGCCAACCUCGAGGCACUCGCCUUCCCCGACACCCCACUGAUCGUCAAGGUCGCCAAGCGCGCUCUGUACCGGACGAACUAA